UAUCUUCAAACGCUCCUCAGGUAUUGCAUUUUGAGCGAUUUCGAGAAACGCUUGCCACAGGUUCAAUUCAGACGGAUCCAGUUUGUGGCAAUGUGGCUAGGGAUAAGGAUUCCAAGAGUUGGUCAGGUGGCGGCAUCUGCGGUAGCAGCGGUGAUGGUAUUUGUGAUGAAACGGCACAAAUCAAGCCUUAUCCUGUUUCACUACGCCACGGCCACUCCAGCCCUAGUGAUAAAAUGUUGACUUUGCUCCCAUUAUCCUUUCCCAUUCGUCUAUCUUUGCCUUCAUUUCCUCUGCACUCUGUUGAUGCCCAAACAAUUUCGAGAGAUACUCACGCUUCCGGGCUGGCUCCUCAGCCUCCCUCUUCUCUCCUAACUUGGCCUUUAAUCUCAUCCCACCUCCAUCCCGACAAAAAUUCCUCAGUUAAUAUCAGUAAUAAGGAGCAUCUACAUCGACUUCGAGAAUCUGAUUCAACCUAUACUGCCUUGCCCUCGACUCAAUUC
Molecule: messenger RNA, 500 nt
Organism: Protopolystoma xenopodis
Lineage: Eukaryota; Metazoa; Platyhelminthes; Monogenea; Polystomatidea; Polystomatidae
Source: the annotation of a GenBank genome assembly